This is a messenger RNA of Microcebus murinus (gray mouse lemur), 2666 nucleotides long. NCBI's taxonomy places the organism in Eukaryota, Metazoa, Chordata, Mammalia, Primates, Cheirogaleidae. The record is from RefSeq and is a predicted model, not a curated record.
AAGUCGUUAGAUUAAUGGCAGUGCCAGCUUCUGGGAUUUGUAUGGCCUCUGAUAUUUGCAAGCAUGUUUCAUUAGCUCUCCUUUUUAGCAGUGCUGCCCCUCGUUUGUGAGUAAUCCGGUGUGCUGUAUGAGACUACUCUGUUCCUGUGGUAGAGGAAACUAGUCACUGCACGAUUUGGAUAGUUCCCCGACAUUAAGCUGAAAUUGAGCUGCAGUCUUUUUCCCUCGUCUGCAGCAUGGGUCUUGUGUGCAGUGGCAGUGCUGGACUCCGGGCUGUUUCCAGAAGGCAGGACGUGGAAACUCCAGCUGGCAGAGCUGGCUCUGGUUUGCUCUUGUUGCUGUCCUGUGGUACUUGACUAGGGAUGAGAGCCCUGUGACCUGUUACCAUUCUGGAAGGCACCUCGCGUCUGCAGCCCGUGCACAGCGACAGUGGAGCCCCGGGAUGCAUUAGCUCCUGUUUUCUACAUGAUUGCCUCACUUGGGGUGCCUGUUAGGAUUUGGACGUGUUCCCAAACUUCUACACCCUGAAGCUUAGUAUUGUCAUUUGGCAUGUUCGUUCUCUGUCAAGAAGCCUUUCGGUUUUUUAAUGUGUCAAGGGCUCUUUGAAGAAAAUUGCAUUUUGUUUGCACAAACCGUGCUGCAUCCCUACAAACAUCUGGAUGACAAAAUAGGAAGCACCCUUGAGGUCUUUCAUCAUGAGCACAAAAGGGGGAGCGCAGGGGUAUCUUAGUGGAGCAGCGGAAUAGUGUUAGCAUGGAGUUACGGCGAUAGAUUCUCCAAUUUGAAACAACAGUUGAUUUGUUACAGGGCUCAAUAUGGUGAUCAAAUGUUUCCUUGUUUAUCCUUUUUCCUGGAAAUCAAUUUUUAAAAACACGAUAUGUUUAUUGGCCUAGGCCCCCACUCUAGGUCUCGGUUAGCAGAGCGCCUCUUUCCACUGUGACUCCAGCCACGUCCCCUGUGCGGCAGGCUUCAGAGCCAUGGCGACAGAGGAGAAGAAGCCUGAGACGGAGGCUGCCAGAGCACAGCCGACCCCUUCCUCCUCUGCCACUCAGAGCAAGCCCACACCUGUUAAACCAAACUAUGCUCUGAAGUUCACCCUUGCUGGCCACACCAAAGCAGUGUCCUCCGUGAAAUUCAGCCCAAAUGGAGAGUGGCUGGCAAGUUCAUCUGCUGAUAAACUCAUUAAAAUUUGGGGAGCAUAUGAUGGAAAAUUUGAGAAAACCAUAUCUGGUCAUAAGCUGGGAAUAUCUGAUGUUGCCUGGUCGUCAGAUUCCAACCUCCUUGUCUCUGCUUCUGAUGAUAAAACCUUGAAGAUAUGGGACGUGAGCUCGGGAAAGUGCCUGAAAACCUUGAAGGGGCACAGUAAUUAUGUAUUCUGCUGUAACUUCAACCCCCAGUCCAACCUCAUCGUCUCAGGCUCGUUUGAUGAAAGUGUGAGGAUUUGGGACGUGAAAACAGGGAAGUGCCUCAAGACUUUGCCGGCUCACUCAGAUCCAGUCUCAGCUGUUCACUUUAAUCGUGAUGGAUCCUUGAUAGUUUCAAGUAGCUACGAUGGUCUUUGUCGCAUUUGGGACACCGCCUCUGGCCAGUGCCUGAAGACGCUCAUCGAUGACGAUAACCCCCCAGUGUCUUUUGUGAAGUUCUCUCCGAACGGCAAAUACAUCCUGGCUGCCACGCUGGACAACACCCUGAAGCUCUGGGACUACAGCAAGGGGAAGUGCCUGAAGACCUACACUGGCCACAAGAAUGAAAAAUACUGCAUAUUUGCCAAUUUCUCCGUCACCGGCGGGAAGUGGAUCGUGUCUGGCUCGGAGGAUAACCUGGUUUACAUCUGGAACCUUCAGACGAAAGAGAUUGUACAGAAACUACAAGGCCACACAGACGUUGUGAUCUCCACAGCCUGUCACCCGACAGAGAACAUCAUCGCCUCGGCUGCGCUAGAAAACGACAAAACGAUUAAGCUGUGGAAGAGCGACUGCUAAGUCCUUUGUUGCCACAUGAGAGACUGUCAGGAAGUUGAUUUGGAUUGGCAAGAAAAGUGGGUGUCGAGGAGGCCCCCCGGGUCUGGCCCGGGGGACCUGGGCGGGGCCUGACACCAGCCGCCUCCUUGAAGAUGAUUUGGCCGCGGGGAAAGUGUGGACGACCAGAGGUUCUAAAAGUUGCUGGUGACACUUCUUGCCAAUUCGCUAACACUGUCUAGGGAGGUGUUCCUAGUCUGUAUUGUGUUCAGUCAAGAAAAAUUUUUAAUUUUUUAUUACAAGAGGGUGAGGUUCAAUUUAUGAUGAGUUGUGUUUUUUCCAGUAAAUGUUCUGUAUCUUUUGAUAUUCUCUGCCCCAGUGCAAGCGCUGUGACCCAGCUCUGCCACCCGGCUCUGGCCUGCGGCCCCGGCCCCCGUGUGCCCCGCGGGCCUGGCCCCGACUGUCCGGUAGGUGCUCUAAGACGCGGCCCCCCGUGCGUCCGGCCCAGCCUGUAGUGGUUCCCGGCGUGUUUUCGAGUCUUUCUGGAAACACAGCGUUGUGAGGUCACUUCGUGUAGAGGGCUCUUGUGUCCUGGGAGCACGGAGUCCACGCGCUGACGGCGUGGAGUUGCGCUGUCCCCGUUUGUCUCGCCGAUGUUCGUGCCACAGGCAGCACCACAAACUGUAAUAAAAGGAGGGAUUUUGUGAA